Molecule: messenger RNA, 8692 nt
Organism: Paramuricea clavata
Lineage: Eukaryota; Metazoa; Cnidaria; Anthozoa; Malacalcyonacea; Plexauridae
Source: the annotation of a GenBank genome assembly
AUUCAGCUGAUGGCACGGAGUUAUCUCUUGAAAAACGUAGUCGAGGAUGCCUCAUCAUCAUGUUCCCGUGUUCUCGUAUGCGAAGUGUUUGUGCCAACAUUCAACGGGCCAUUAAAGGCGGCAAACCAACACGUCUACAUCGCAUCACGGACAGAAUAGCCAUAAAUAAUAACACACGUCUCUCUAUAUGCGCAGGCAAAAAAUGUGCCCAGUAUCCGUUUGCUUCAACCAAACAAGGUACGGCGUAUCCGCAUUAAAGAAAUUAUAUCCACACAGCAGAGGCGAAUCACAGGUUUCUUUAUUAGAGUAGAGAGCAUAUUGGAAAGGUGUCUUCAUGCAGAGAUGUCUGUAUUAUAGAGAGGUUUCUGUGUUAGAGAGGUUUCUGUUUUAGAGAGGUUUCUGUUUUAGAGAGGUUUCUGUAUUAGAGAGGUUUCUGUAUAUUAGAGAGGUUUCUGUAUUAGAGAGGUUUCUGUGUUAGAGAGGUUUCUGUGUUAGAGAGGUGUCCGGAACAAAGAGGUGCCGGUCUGCAUUCGAGAACUACCGAUUAGCUGUGAUUUUUGCAUAGCAAUAACUCUGCAAAGCCUUGCUUGGGAAGGAAUAUCUGUGUGCGUGUCUAUAUUAUAGAGAUAUCCAUAUUUACGAGGCACUCAAAUCAGGAAGGUUUCUGUAUUAGAUUGCGUUCGUAUGAGAGAGGUUUCUGUAUUAGAGAGGUGUCUGUAUUAGUUGGAGAAGUCUCCGUAUAAGAAAGGUGUCCAGCUGGAAUGCUGGAUAACAGAGAUGUCAGUGUCAGUAUCAGAGGGGUGUACAUAUUUUUGAAAUGUGUGUCUGUGUUAGAGAGGUGUUUGAAUUAAAUGGAGAUGUCUCCGAAUAAGAAAGAUGUCUGGAUAACAGAGAUGUGUUAGCAUCUGAGGGGUGUACAUAUUGGAAAUCUGUGUCUGUUUCAGCGAGGUGUCGGUGGUGCAGAAAUGAACGUAUUACAAUGGCGUGUCUGUAUUAGAGCGGUACCCGUAUAAGAGAGAUUUCUGUAUUAGAGAGGUGUUCGUAGUGAAGAGACGUACUAGAAAGGUGUGUCUGUAUUAGAACGGUACCCAUAUUAGAGAGUUCUUAACCAUGAACAUUUUCUUCAUUUUUCCAGGUGGAAAAGGUGCUUUUGUAAAGCCUGUCACAAGGGGUGAAAUUUUUUUACAACGUGUUAUGUUGGUCCGUUUUUAUAGAAAAUAUUCGAUUGGGAAUGGUGGCUGUUUCGACGUCAAACUUGGUAAAUAAAUCUUCCUUUAGCCCUUAUACUCUGAGAUAAUAUUUCGCCUCAAAUCCCCUUUAGUCGCUCCGAUCCUCCUUAAAUCAUGCAUAUCACUCGCUUUGUAUUGAUUGUCUUAUAUUGCAAAACUUACUGUUUUAACGGACUAUUUCCAAUACGGAUGGACGCGAAUGUUGUCAAUAGCUUGAUGAGAACAUUGAUUUCGUAUUCUUCAACAACUUAAAAUAAUUCUUCGUAUGUUUGCAUGGUGAUAAAAUACAAUAGUUUUGUUGGUGGAAACAUCACGUAAAUUUAUUACUGCAAAGCUUUCGAUCCGUAAGCCCGGAUCUUCAUCAGUGCUAAUAAUAUGUGACUUGUUUAAUUCACACGCUCGUUUUUGUACUAUUUAAAAAACGAACAGGAGUGUUUUAUUAGGUUUAAAGCCACGAGCGCGCAGCGCGAGUGGCUUUAGACCUAAUAAAACACGACCUGCGAGUUUUUUAAAUGGCUUCAAAAACGUUUGCAUAAUAAGUCAAAUCUUUAUAUAAAAAUCUUUAUAUAAAAAUCUUUAUACAAAAAUCUUUAUAUAAAAAUCUUUAUAUAGUUUGCAUAACAAUGGUCUUUUGUUAAAGAGUUCUUUAGCUGGUAUAAAGACAUAUGCACGUGACUCAUUUCUUACUCAAGAUUGGAUAAUUGCUUCAUGAAUUAUUAAUGAGUUUUUGAAAUAUACUUCAAAAACUCAUUAAUAAUUCAGGAGCAAAACACAAAGAAAAAUCAUAAGCGUGUCGUGGUUUUACAUGUGAUAAAAAAUCACGUUAAUUUACAUAAACUUUAGCUUUGAUUUUCUCGGUUUAGACAAAGUUUAUUUUAAAAAUUACUUCGCCAAUGAACUCGUAUAAGAUGAGUCGUUUUUGAAGCUAUUUAAAGCACUUGUAGUCGUGUUUUAUCACAUAUAAAACACUCCGCUACGCGUCGUGUUUUAUAUGUGAUAAAACACUCCUACGCGUGCUUUAAAUAGUACAAAAGUGUCGUGAUCUGUUGGCUCGCGUCAUUUGAAAAAGACAAAAUGUUCUUUCUCAUAACAGAGAUGUGUCAGUAUCAGAAGGGUGUACAUAUUUUGAAAUGUGUGUCCGUAUUAGAGAGGUGUUUGAAUUAGAUGGAGAAGUCUCCGAAUAAGAAAGAUGUCUGGAUAACAGAGAUGUGUUAGCAUCUGAGGGGUGUACAUAUUAGAAAUGUACUAUUAUUAGUAAUGUACAUAUUAGAAAUGUAGUCUGAGGGGUGUACAUAUUAGAAAUUUCUUGCAUCAUUUGAAAAAGACACAUUUCUGUUCAUUUCGCGUCAUGUGCAAAAUUAAUUUCUCUUGUCUUGGAUGCGCGCGCGUUAAUUGGAAUCACUUCACUACGUUUGAAAUGACGUGGUUGAUGUGCCGUUUAAUUAAAUUUCAAGUGACGACACUUUUGUAUAUAAAUAGAGCGUGUGAAUUAAACAAGUCACAUAUUAUUAGCACUGAUGAAGAUCCGGGCUUACGGAUCGAAAGCUUUGCAGUAAUAAAUUUACGUGGUGUUUCCACAAACAAAACUAUUAUAACUUAAAAUAGAUUAUUAUAUAAUAACUACAGUGAAACACGCAAUUUGAUUGGUCAAUAGCCGUGCAGGAUCAGGCCAACCUAGUGCACGAGCAAUUAAAAUGCCAGUUCGCGGGAUUUUCACGAGAUUCUCAAAAUGUCAUUGUUUCACUGUAGUUAUAUUUUAUAAAACAAUUACCGAAUGGUUUUCCAAGCAGUAUAGCGUGAUCCAUGCACUUGGGAUGUUGCUCGAGAUCUUCAAAAAUGUUUAAAACAAAAGUAGAAAAAAGGUUAACAAAAGUAAAAAAAAUAUAUAAAAAAGUUAGAUUUUCAAAAAAAGUUUAAAAAGUUAGAUUAAGGGUUAGGGUUGGGGUUAGGGGUUAGCAUUAGGGGUUAGGGGUUAGGUGCCGCGAAUUUAUCAUAUUGAUAAAUUCGCACGUGUUUAACAAUUUACUCAUAGAGUAAAUUCAAAGCUGGAGCUCAUGCUGGAUUUUGUAUCAGAUGUACAAACUCCUUCACGGUCAUGACUUCUUUUGUGUUUUCUUCAUGAAUUAUCAAUGAGUUUCACAAUUUUCAUUAAAAUACAUUUCAACUUUCUAAGCCAUAUUUUACAAGUUAAUCUUGCACUUGUAGAAUUUUUCUUUUGUUAAAGAACGAACAGAAUAGUUGUUGAAUGAAAUAAACAUAAAGUUUUGUCCUUUUUAACACUUGGAGAAAUUAAUAAGAAAUUUCUUGAAUUUCUUGGGAAAGAUUUUUGCUUCAUGUUAGGCUGGGAAGUAAAUUCUGUAAAUUUCUGCGACAAUGCGUUUUUAAUGUUCGACCGAUUUCGAAAUUUAAUGUUUCCUCAACAAAGAUUCCCAAUUUGAAGGGUGGUGUUUCAAAUGCCGUUGUUUUAACUUUAAGGUUGCAGAAAGAAGAACACCGUUGAGUGUUAAUUUUGCGCGCCUAAAUUUUUGUAUUGUUUUCCAUGAAAACAUUAGACUAGUUCCACUAUCUGACCAAGGUUGCACGAAAAAUGUUGAAAACUCGGAGAGUUAUUUAAUAAAACACAUUUCGCUGCAAUAAGAAAAACAUUGAAAAUGUAAUAUUCAAAUUCAAUUUUCUCCCGAAGAAUUUUACGACAAUUACUGAUUUUCAAACGAGUUGUUCUCCUGCGGGUUUUAACGAACUUUUCUCAAACUUUCACAGGACAUAGCCAAAGACGUCAAUUUCAAAAUUGCCAUGUUCGGCUUUUUCCCAAUUUUGGAUAUUUUAAUAAUAAGGAGCAAUUCACCCAAACGAUUCAGAAAUAUAUUGCAGUCGUCAAAGAAAUCGCCAUAUCAGCGGAAUGACGAAGUAAACAAAUAUUUCCGAACACAUUUUUUAAAACAACUAUUUUACUGUAUAAAAAUGAUAUUUUCAUAAAUAUAUCUUAAAACUAGCAGGAAAACAACUCGAAAGCGUAAAGGUACCGCGAUUUAAGAUUUUCCUGAAUAAUUCUUACAUUAUUUUAUUGUUUGUCAAUUUUACAACUUUACUAUCCAUAUUUUACAUGCACUGGCGAACAUUUGGUGAAAAUUUGAUGAAAAUCGAACUGAUAUUGAGCGCGCAGUUGCGAUUUUCCGCAAAACGCCAAAAUGGUGUCCUGUAACUUUAAUUGCCCCACUAAAAGCCAAGAAGAAUAUAUUCUUACAUCUGUUUAACUUGUCAAUUCGGCAUCAGACGGACUAGCAAGAAAAUAUCAGAUAAGAUUAGCUCCCAAAACGGAAGAACCAUUGCCACUAUUCUAUCUGGUUCGUCGUCGAUAGUAAGCAACUCAUUAUCAACAAUAAUUAAGUGACUCGUUAUGAUUUAUAUUUAAAAAAAUCAUCAAUGUUUGCAAAUCGGAUAAAGAUUUGUCCUGAUUUACAUAACUUCAGCUUUAUUUCGGCUUAGACAAUGUUUAUUUUUAAAAUUACUUCGUCAAUGAACUCAUAGGAUGGGUCGUAUAUCAGAUACAUAUCGGCUGCUCAUGUUUUAUCUAGUACUUAGAGUCACCCUGCCUCCUCCGCAGGCUCUUCUAUAUAUAGAUUAAAUUUAAAUAUCAGUAAUAUCUAGAUCGAUCAGUGGUUCGGUUAUGCGUGUGCAUUGCAAGCCCGAUAAAGACGCACGCCUCAGGCGCCCGCCCGCAACUAAGGACGAGCGCGCAAAGGAAAUGGGAAGACGAGAAAUUUCUCCCCUUCCCAUCUCUCCGCGUGCCAUUAGUAAUUUGAUUUCCCAUUAAUUAUUCUGAUUAUUCGUUUUCCUCUUAAUUAUUCGGGGGUUUUUUCGUUUUCCUCUUAAUUAUUUGUUUUUUCCUAAUUAAUUAUUUGUUAGCAACAGAGCCCCCACGAAGAUGCCCCACCAUCACGUUCCCGUGUUCUCGUAUGCGACGUGUUUGUGCCAACAUUCGACGGGCCAUUAAAGGCGGCAAACCAACACGUCUACAUCGCAUCACGGACAGCAGAGCCAUAAAUAAUAACACACGUCUCUCUAAAUGCCCAGGCAAAAAAUGUGCCCGGUAUCCGUUUGCUACAACCAAACAAGGUACGGAGUAUCCGCAUUAAAGAAAUUAUAUCCACACAGCAGAGGCGAAUCACAGGUUUCUUUAUUAGAGUAGUGAGCAUAUUGGAAAGGUGUCUUCAUGCAGAAAUGUCUGUAUUAGAGAGGUUUCUGUGUUAGAGAGGUUUCUGUGUUAGAGAGGUUUCUGUGUUAGAGAGGUUUCUGUGUUAGAGAGGUUUCUGUGUUAGAGAGGUGUCCGGAUCAAAGAGGUGUCUGCAUUAGAGAGCUACCCAUUAGGUGUGAGCUUUGCAUAGCAAUAACUCUGCAAAGUUUUUGCUUGGGAAGGAAUAUCUGCAUAUGUCUGUAUUGUAGAGAUAUCCAUAUUUAAGAGGUACCCAAAUCAGGAAGGUUUCUUUACUAGAGAAGUGUUCGUAUAAGAGAGGUGUCUGUAUUAACAGGUGUCUGUAUUAGAUGGAGAAGUCCCCGUAUAAGAAAGGUGUCUGGAUAACAGAGAUGUGUCAGCCUCAUAAGGCUGUAUAUAUUAGAAAUGUGUGUUUGUAUUAUAGAGAGGUGUCUGUAUUAGAUGGACAAGUCUCCGUAUAAGAAAGGUGUUUGGAUAACAAAGGGGUGUACAUGUACAUAUCAGAAAUGUGUGUCUGUAUUAGGAGUUGUGAGUAGUGAAGAAACGAACGGGGUACCCAUAUUAGAGAGUUCUUAACCAUGAAAAUUUUCUUCAUUUUUCCAGGCGGAAAAGGUGCUUUUGUAAAGCCUGUCCCAAGCCGUGAAAUUUAUUUACAACGUGCUGUGUUGGUCAGUUUUUAUAAAAGAAAAUCGAUUGGGAAUGGUGGCUGUUUCAACGUCAAACUUGGUAAAUAAAUCUUCCUUUAGGCCUUUUACUCUGAGGCAGUAUUUCGCUCCAAAUCCCCUUUAGUCGCUCCAACCAUCCUUAAAUCACAUAUCACUCGCUUUGUAUUGAUUGUCUUAUCUCACAAAACUUACUGUUUUAGUGUUUUAACGGACUAUUUGCAACACCGCGGACGAACACGAAUGUUGUAAAUGGCUUGAUGAGAAAAUUAUUUAAUUUCGUAUUGUUCAACCACUUAAAAUAGAUUACUAUAUAAUGACUACAGUGAAACAUGCAGUAUGAUUGGUCAAUAGCCGUGCAGGAUCAGGCCAACCUAGUGCACGAGGAAUUAAAAUGCCUUCGCGGGAUUUUCGCGAGAUUUUCAAAAUGUCAUUGUUUCACUGUAGUUAUAAUUAUAAAACAAUUACCAAAUGGUUUCCCAAGCAGUAUAGCGUGAUCCAUGCACUUGGGUUGUUGCUCGAGAUCUUAAUUCAAAAAAGUAAAAAAGGUUAACAAAAAUAAAAAAAAAAUAAAAAAUUUAGAUUUUCAAAAAAAAAAGUUUAAAAAGUUAGAUUAAGGUUAAGGGUAGGGGUUAGGGGUUAGCGUUAGGGGUUUGGUGCCGCGAAUUUAUCAUCAAUUGAUAAAUUCGGACAUGUUUAACAAUUUACUCAUAGAGUAAAUUCAAAGCUGGAGCUCAUACUGGAUUUUGUAUCAGAUGUACAAACUCCUUCACGGUCAUGAUUUCUUUUGGUUUUCUUCAUGAAUUAUCAAUGAGUUUCACAACUUUUGUUAAAAUACAUUUCAACUUUCUAAGCCAUAUUUUACGUUUCAAGUUAAUCUUGUACUUGUAGAAUUUUCUUUUGUUGAGGAACGAAACAGAAUAGUUGUUGAAUGAAAUAAACAUAAAGUUUUGUCCUUUUUAACAGUUGGAGAAACUAAUAUUUUUUGAAUUUCUUGGAAAAGGUUUUUGCUUCAUGUUAGGCUGGGAAGUAAAUUCUGUAAAUCUCUACGACAAUGCGUAUAUAAUGUUCGAGGAACAUCGAAAUUUAAUGUUUCCUCAACAAAGUUUCCUAAUUUGAAGGGUGAUGUUUCAAAUGCCGUCGUUUAAACUUUAAUCACCCACUAAAAGCCAAGAAGAAUAUAUUCUUCCAUCUGUUUUGUCAAUACGGACCAAUAUGGCAUCAGACAAUAGAUAUGCGCUAUCUAGUGUAUAUAAGAUAUCUAUGCAAUAGACGGACUAGCAAGAAAAUAUCAGGCAAGAGUAGUUCCCAAAACGGAAGAACCAUUGCCACUAUUCCGUCUGGUUCGUCGAUAGUAAGCAACUCAUUAGCAACAAUAAUUAAAUGGCUCGUUAUAUUUAUGUUUAGAGUCCCCUUGUCUCCUCCGCAGGCUCUUCUAUAUAUAGAUUAAAUUUAAAUAUCAGUAAACAUAUAGAUCAGUGGUUCUGUUAUGCGCGUGCAUUGCAAGCCAGCAAAAGACGCACGCCUCAGGCACACGCACCACAAUUAUGGACGGGAAAUGGGAAGACGAUUUCCUCAUUAAUUAUUCUGAUUAUUCGUUUUCCUCUUAAUUUUUCAGUUUUUUUCGUUUUCUUCUUAAUUUUCGUUUUUUCCCUAAUUAAUUAUUUCUUAGCAACAGAGCCUCCACCAAGAUGCCCCACCAUCACGUUCAUGUGUUCUCGUAUGUUACGUGUUUGUGCCAACAUUCGACGGGCCAUUAAAGGCGGCAAACCAACACGUCUACAUCGCAUCACGGACAGAAGUGCCAUCAAUAAUAACUUACGUCUCUCUAAGUGCGCAGCCAAAAAAUGUGCCCAGUAUCCGUUUGCUACAACCAAACAAGGUACGGAGUACUAAAGAAAUUAUAUCCACACAGGAGAGGCGAUCCGUAAUUCACAGGUUUCUUUAUUAGAGUAGUGACCAUAUAUUGGAAAGGUGUCCUCAUGGAGAGAUGUCCGUAUUAGAGAGGUUUCUGUACUAGAGAGGUAUUCGUAUUAAAGAGGUGUCUGGAUUAGAUUUUUGCAUAGCAAUAACUCUGCAAAGCGUCUUGCUUGGGAAGGAAUAUGUGUGUAUAUAUUAUAGCUAGAGAUAUCCAUAUUUAAGAGAUACCCAAAUUAGAAAGAUUUCUGUAUUAGGAAGUGUUCGUAUAAGAGAGGUGUCUGUAUUAGAGAGGUGUCUGUAUUAGAUGGAGAAGUCUCCGUAUAAGAAAGGUGUCUAGAUAACAGAGAUGUGUUAGCAUUAAAGGAGAUUACAUAUUAGAAAUGUAUGCCUGUAUUAGAGAGAUGUCCGCAGUGAAGAGACGAACGUAUUAGAAAGGUGUGUGUAUUUGAGUGGACCCGCAUUCUUGAUUAUUACGUUUGGUAUUCAGCCUUUCAGGGUAGUUCUUAACCAUAAACAUUUCCUUCAUUUUUCCAGGUGGAAAAGCUGCUUUUGUAAUUAAGCCUGUCACAAGGCGUGAAAUGUUUUUACAACGUGCUAUGUUGCGCAGCUUUUAUGAAAGACAUUCGAUUGGGAAUGGUGGCUGUUUCAACGUCAAACUUGGUAAAUAA